Pieris macdunnoughi is the source of this 639-nucleotide messenger RNA. The record is from the annotation of a GenBank genome assembly. NCBI's taxonomy places the organism in Eukaryota, Metazoa, Arthropoda, Insecta, Lepidoptera, Pieridae.
AUGGAUACUGUAUGCGAUAGGCUUCUGGACAUCCCUUGCAAUGUAUGCGGUGACAGAAGUUCCGGAAAACAUUACGGGAUAUACAGCUGUGAUGGUUGCUCGGGGUUCUUCAAGCGGUCUAUCCAUCGAAAUCGAGUAUAUACGUGCAAAGCAGGUGGCGAGUUGAAGGGACGCUGCCCAGUUGACAAGACACAUCGCAACCAGUGCCGCGCUUGUCGCCUUGCCAAGUGCUUUCAGGCCAAUAUGAAUAAAGAUGGUGAGGCCCGUGGGAGCGGCGGCACCUGCCGCCCCCUCUGCCUCUUCGCUGCCCUCCGCCCUCAGUGGCUCGUUAAUGAUGAUGUGCUCAGCCAGCAGACUAUUUCACUUCUGAAUACAUCUUUCUCACUUUCGAUGCGGCCUCCCUGUCGCACUCAGGAGCAGGACUCGCGGCGUCUCGCUCGCGGUGCGUUCGCCUGGUCGCAUCCACCUAGUCAAUUCGGCAAACGGUAUCUACUUUGUGUCGGAAAUGUAAUGGAACAAAUGCGGCUGGAAUUAACGUCGAAACGAAUGUCGAGCCACGGGGCGCGGGUCGUUGGGAGCCCUCUCAUCCGAUAUUUUCCACGCGAUGAUUUUGAUAAGCAUUUAUGCCUUUGGAAGUAA